AUGAAAGAAUUAAUAGGACGUUCAAGAAAUGAAAGAAAACUUGAUGGUAUUUACAAUAAGCAAAGAGAUAUAUUAGUAAAUCGAAUUAAAAAUAAAGAGAAUAAUGAUAUAUUUUUAAAUCUAAGUAAAAGAAAAACAAAUGAGCCAUUACCUUUUCCAGAAAUAUAUGAAAAGAAAAGAAAAGUUAAUAAACAAAAUAUAAAUGAAGAAAAAAAUGUUACUGAAAUAAAUAAUAAAGAUAGUGAAAAUAACAUUACUAUAUAUAAAGGAAUUUAUAUGAUAGUAAAUAAGCAUAUAUAUUCAAAAAUCAAAUUCUUUAAAAGCAUAAAUAUUUUUACGAAUUUAUGCAUAAAUUAUAUGAAUAAUGAUAAUAAAACUAUUUUUUUUUAUGCUUUUGAUCAAAUUUUAAAUGUUUUCCUUGAAAAACAUCUUUAUGAUGAUAUUAAAAAAAAUAAUAUAUAUACUUUUUACAAUUAUAAUGAAUUACAUAUAAAAUGCAUGAUUUCUUUUUUUGAUAAAGUUAUAAAUAGAAUAAUUGAUAAUAAAUUUGUAAUAAAUAAUAAAUUUCAAGAAAAUGUCUCUUCAAAAGUAGAAGAAAGUAUAAUAACUAGUCAAAAUUGUAUAAAAAAAGAUUCACAAGAAAAUCAAGUAUCAUGUAAUAUUAAUAAUGAUAAUAAUAAUAAUAAAAAUUUAAAUGAAAAUUUAAAAAAUGACAACUUACCAAAUUUUAGUGAUAAAAAAAAUGCUUCAACAAAAAGUAAUAACUUUUCAGAUGAAUUAAAAGAUAGAAUAAAACAAAAUGUUAAUGUAAUAAGAAUAACAAAAGAAGAAAAACAAUUUUUAAAGCUUCUUAAAAUAAAAACAUAUUAUUUAAUCAUAUUAUUUAAACUAAAUGAUAAUUUUAUUUUUAAUAAAUUAAUUAGCAUAUAUAGACAGAUAUUUGAAGAAAUUCAAAAUGAAUAUGAUAUAUAUGAGGAGAAAAUAAAUCAAGAAAAGUCUGAAAAGGAAUUAAAUAAUACUCAAUUAAUAAAAAAAAAUAAUUUAGAAGAUGAAGAAAAUGAUAAAUUAACUGAAAAAAAAUAUGUAGAAUGUAAUAACGAUGAAAUGAAUGAUAAAGAAAUCACAAAUGACUAUUUAAAUUAUUUUAAGGAAAAGUGGAAAUUACCAAAUGGCUAUGAAAUUUUUAAAGUCAAAAGAAAUGCAUUUGUUAAAUGCUUGUCAAAUUUGUUCCAUUUCAUUAAUAUUCCUUGGGCUAGAACUUCUGUUGAAAGCUUGUUCCAGGAUGUAUACUUAAAAAAAAAAAUUUUUGAUUUAUGUGAUGAAAUGCUUAUAGAAAAUUUACAAUCAUCAAUAAAAGCAUAUAUAAAUAAAAGGAAACAUAAAUAUGAUUCCCCACAUUUGUUAUCAAUUGGUGAAUCAUUAAAUCCUGUAGUAGACGCUAGAGAUGAAAAAAUUAUUUCAAUUCAUGGCUCACAUAUAUGGUCUAAUAAGCAAAUGGAACGCUAA
This is a messenger RNA of Plasmodium relictum, 1506 nucleotides long. RefSeq names its product conserved Plasmodium protein, unknown function. Lineage: Eukaryota; Apicomplexa; Aconoidasida; Haemosporida; Plasmodiidae. The transcript has a single exon. The record is from RefSeq and is a predicted model, not a curated record. The coding region runs from base 1 to 1506 and encodes 501 amino acids.